Messenger RNA from Callorhinchus milii (elephant shark), 7243 nucleotides. RefSeq names its product biorientation of chromosomes in cell division 1-like 1. Lineage: Eukaryota; Metazoa; Chordata; Chondrichthyes; Chimaeriformes; Callorhinchidae. The record is from RefSeq and is a predicted model, not a curated record.
GAAAAGAAAGCAUGGCAUUGAAAACAAAUGAUGAACAUCAUAAGGAGGAUAAAGCAAAACCUGCACGCCAUCCGUAUAUCCAUAAACCUUUCCUAUAUUCAAAGUACUACAGUGACUCAGAUGAUGAAGAAACUGUGGUUCAGCGACGACAGUCAGUUGCAAAAGAGAAAGCAGAGCGGUUACUCAGGAGACAGUGGAACAGGGAAAGGGUGGAGGAUAAACACCUAGAAACUGAUAAAGACAGAUUGCAAGAUGACACGAAGAGAGAGAGCGAAUGUAUCAAAACACUGGAACAAGGUAAUGAAAGUAGUUUGGAUAUCGAAAUCAGUUUGAAGAAAAUGCAGCAGUCCGCAACCUCAAUUUCAAAAGUAAGCAAAGCAACGUUGAAAGAACAAAGAGUCUUAGAGAAAAAAGUGGCAUUGAGAAAAAAACAAAAAGGACAUUCAAGAAAUAUAUCCGAGGAAUUUGCUUUGCACCAUGAAGAUCGAAAAAGGAAGCGUGAACAUCCUGAAGAAUUGAAGGAGGCGCUUAUUAAAUUGAUCACAGAAAAGGACAUGGAAAAUGCUUCUCCAUCCUCCACUUCAAAGGAAUCCAACUGUAUACAGUUCACAGAUUUGCCAUCAAAGCAUGUUGGACGCUCAGAGUCCAUUCAGUCAAAUGAGGACAGCACAAAUGAACCAGACGUGCAUCAUGAACCUUGCCAAAAACAUUUAAGAAGCAACUCUUUAGCUCAGGAUUCGGAUCUGAAAGUAUUGAAAGCAACUCAAGUUGAUAAGGUUAAAAUAAAUGAUUAUGAAAUGGAUACAGAUGCCAGCAGUAAAGAAUUAUCAAGGCAGAAAGCUGAAGGAAGGCAAGUCAGAGAAACUGAUGAUAGUGAACUUGUGGUAUCUGAGAAUGGUUCAAAGGCAGAUACUUGCACAGACAUUGAUCAGAAGUUGAGAGAUUUUCCAGAGGAGAAAGCCAAGUCCAAUUGCAGUCGCUUAAUGCUGUUGAAGGGUGAUAGAGCUGUGGUCUCUCCAACCAUUUGUGAAGACUUACCUGUAGCAGAGCAUGGCAAAAAUGCCAAGUCUAGAGAACUAUCAAAAGUAAAGGAAGAAAAAGGCAUCGAGAAAGGAAAAGAAAAGAGACAUGAUUCUGAAAACCUGCGAUCAAAAUCCAAGGAAAACUCACAGCAAGAUAACAAAAGCCAUGAGAAGUGCAAAGAAAAGAGGCAUGAAUUUGAACAUUCACACUCAAAAUCCAAGGAGAACACGCAGGAAGAUAUUAAAGGCGGAGAGAAGAGAAAUAACUCUGAAAAUUCUAGAUCAAAAUCAAAAGAAAAUAUGCAGGAAAAUACAAAAGGCAAAGAUAAAAAGAAAGAAUCUGAGCAUUCUUUGUCAAAAUCCAAGGAAAAUGUACAAGAUGAUAAGGGACAUGAAAAAGGUAAGGAAAAAAGAAGGGAGUCUGAACGCUGUCGGUCAAAAUCCAAGGAAAACUUGCAAGAAGAUGCUAGAGGUCAUGAAAAAGGUAAGGAAAAGAGGAAUGAAUCUGAAUACACUCGGUCAAAAUCCAAGGAGCAUAAACUAGACAAUGCUAAAAACAAGGAGAAGAGAAAUGAAUAUGAACACUCACGAUCAAAAUCUAAGGAAAACUUGCAGGAAGAUUCUAAAGGAAAUGAGAAAAGCAAAGAAAGGAGGCAUGGAUCUGAAAAUUCACGAUCGAAGUCUAAGGAAAUCAUACAGGAAGAUACUAAAGUUAAUGAGAAAAGCAAGGAAAGGAGAAAUGAAUCUGAAAAUUCACGUUCAAAGUCCAAGGAAACUAUACAAGAAGGUACGAAAAGCAAAGAUAAAAGAAAGAAUUUUGAAAAUUCUAGGUCUAAAUCAAAAGAACACUUGCAAGAAGGUGUGGAAGGCACAAAGAGCAAUGAGAAGGGAAUAGAAAAAAGACAGAAAUUUGAAAAUUCACGGUCAAGAUCCAAGGAAAAGGUACAGGAAGAUAUUCAGGGUAAUGAGAAAGGAAUCGAAAAGAGGCGCAACUUUGAAAACUCUCGAUCGAAGUCCAAGGAACACUCAGAAAACAUGCAGGCAAAAUGCAAGGAAAAAGUACAGGAAGAUGUUCACAAGAGUGAGAAAAGAGUAGAAAAGAGACGCGAUUCUGAGAGCUCUCGCUCAAAACCCAAAGAAUAUUCGGAGAACUCGCGCUUAAAAUGCAAGGAAAAAAUGCAGGGUACUGAGAAAGGAAUAGAAAAAAGAAGCGAUUAUGAAAAGUCUCGUUCAAAAUCUAAAGAAAAAGCACACGAAGAUACUCGUACCAUGGAAAAAAUGAAAGAAAAACGUGAUGAAACCGAAGAUGUUCGGUUAAAAUCUAACACAAAGGUUCAAGAAGAUAUUCGAAACAACGAGAGAGGGAACAAACCUGAAAACUCUCUAUCAAAGUUUAAGGAAAAUGUCCAAGAUACAAAAGGUAACAGAAAAGAAUCUGAAUCUAAGUCAAAAUCUAAGGAAAGUGUAGAAGAUAUAAAAGUUAACGAAAAGCAAAAAGAAAAUGAUUCUGAACAUUCACAGUCAAAAUUGAAGAAAAAUAUACAGGAAGACAUUCAAUAUGAUGAAAAAGGAGAGAAACGGGGAAAUGAUACUGAAACUUCUCAGCUUAUGAAAGAAAUCUUACAAGAUGUCAAACUAAAAGAAAUUGUACAAGAUACAAAGUCAAAGAGUUCACAAAAUGCAAAAUCAAAAGAAAACUCACAAGAUACAAAAUCAAAAGAAAGCUCACACGGUACAAAAUCUAAAGAAAAAUCACAUGAUAUAAAAUCAAAAGAAGGUACCCCAGAUACAAAGUCAAAGGAAAAUUUGCCAGAUACAAAAAGAAAAGAAAGUUCCUCAGAUCUAAUAUCAAAAGAAAAUGUAUCUGAUAAAAAAACAAGAGAACAUUUGCCAGAUACAAUCUCAAAAGAAAUUUCACUAGAAAUAAAAUCUGAAGAAAAUUUGCCAGGUCCAAUAUCAAAAGAACAUUUGCCAGAUACAAUGUCAAAAGAAGGUUGCCCAGACAUAAAAUCAAAAGAAUGUUUGCCAGAUACUGAAGCUGAAGAAAAUUCACCAGGUACAAUGUCAAAAGAAACUUCCGCAGCUUCAAAAUCAAAAGAAAAUUCACCAGAAACAAAAUCAACUGAUAAUUUGCUAGAUGUGGAAUCAAAAGAAAGUUUAGCUGAUCCAAAAGCAAAAGCAAGUUUGCAAAAUAUAAAAUCAGAAGAAAAUUCGGCAGAAACAAAAUUGAAAGAAAAUUUGCCGGAUACAGAUUCAAAAGAAAAUUUACCAGAAACACAAUCAAAAGAAAAUGUACCGGAUACCGUAUUGAAAGCAAGUUUGCCAGAUCCCAAAGCUCAAGAAAAUUUGUCAGACACAGAAUCUAAAGAAAAUUCACUUAAAACAGAAUCGAAAGAAAGUUCACCGAUUACAGAAUCGGAAGAAAAAUCACCUGAAACAGAAUCGAAUGAAAAUUCAACCAAAGCAGAGUCGGAAGAAAAAUCACCUGAAACAGAAUCGAAUGAAAAUUCACCCGAAGCCGAGUCGAAACAAAAUUCACCCGAAGCAGAGUCGAAACAAAAUUCACCCGAAGCAGAGUCGAAACAAAAUUCACCCGAAGCAGAGUCGAAACAAAAUUCACCCGAAGCUGAGUCGAAAGAAAAUUCACCCGAAGCUGAGUCGAAAGAAAAUUCACCCGAAGCUGAGUCGAAAGAAAAUUCGCCCGAAGCUGAGUCGAAAGGAAAUUCACCCGAAGCUGAGUCGAAAGAAAAUUCACCCGAAGCUGAGUCGAAAGAAGAUUCACCCGAAGCUGAGUCGAAAGAAAAUUCACCCGAAGCUGAGUCGAAAGACUAUUCACCCGAAGCUGAGUCGAAAGAAAAUUCACCCGAAGCUGAGUCGAAAGACAAUUCACCCGAAGCUGAGUCGAAAAACAAUUCACCCGAAGCUGAGUCGAAAGACAAUUCACCCGAAGCUGAGUCGAAAGACAAUUCACCCGAAGCUGAGUCGAAAAACAAUUCACCCGAAGCUGAGUCGAAAGACAAUUCACCCGAAGCUGAGUCGAAAGACAAUUCACCCGAAGCUGAGUCGAAAGACAAUUCACCCGAAGCUGAGUCGAAAGACAAUUCACCCGAAGCUGAGUCGAAAGACAAUUCACCCGAAGCUGAGUCGAAAGACAAUUCACCCGAAGCUGAGUCGAAAGACAAUUCACCCGAAGCUGAGUCGAAAGACAAUUCACCCGAAGCUGAGUCGAAAGGAAAUUCACCCGAAGCUGAGUCGAAAGGAAGUUCACCCGAAGCUGAGUCGAAAGGAAAUUCACCCGAAGCUGAGUCGAAAGGAAAUUCACCCGAAGCUGAGUCGAAAGGAAAUUCACCCGAAGCAGAGUCGAAAGGAAAUUCACCCGAAGCUGAGUCGAAAGGAAAUUCACCCGAAGCUGAGUCGAAAGGAAAUUCACCCGAAGCUGAGUCGAAAGGAAAUUCACCCGAAGCGGAAUCGAAAGGAAAGACACCCGAAGCCGAGUCGAAAGGAAAUUCACCCGAAGCAGAAUCGAAAGGAAAUUCACCCGAAGCAGAAUCGAAAGGAAAUUCACCCGAAGCAGAAUCGAAAGGAAAUUCACCCGAAGCUGAGUCGAAAGACAAUUCACCCGAAGCUGAGUCGAAAGACAGUUCACCCGAAGCUGAGUCGAAAGACAGUUCACCCGAAGCUGAGUCGAAAGGAAAUUCACCCGAAGCUGAGUCGAAAGGAAAUUCACCCGAAGCUGAGUCGAAAGACAAUUCACCCGAAGCUGAGUCGAAAGACAAUUCACCCGAAGCUGAGUCGAAAGACAAUUCACCCGAAGCUGAGUCGAAAGACAAUUCACUCGAAGCUGAGUCGAAAGACAAUUCACUCGAAGCUGAGUCGAAAGACAAUUCACCCGAUGCAGAGUCGAAAGACAAUUCACCCGAAGCUGAGUCGAAAGACAAUUCACUCGAAGCUGAGUCGAAAGACAAUUCACCCGAAGCUGAGUCGAAAGACAAUUCACCCGAUGCAGAGUCGCAAGACAAUUCACUCGAAGCAGAGUCGAAAGCAAGUUUGCCAGAUACAAACGAAAAUACACAGCAUGGUUCAGAAAAUAUAAAGAUGGAAGCUUUAAUAGAAGAGAGUGGUGAAAUCUCUGAAGUUCAGGAUAAUGAAGAAAACCCUGCAAAGGAAAUACCUGCAAGUAAGCAAGAUGUUGAAACUUCACAAAACAAAACAGAUGAUUGUGAAGCACUCCUGUCAGGCAAACCAGAACUAGUGGAGAAAUUACCUCACGAUGAUAUACCAAGGCCAAAGAAAUUAAAUAUUCCUCAAGAUUCUGGUGCACCUCGAUCUCUUCGUCCUUGUGAGACUAUUUCUUCUGAUAUUCCCAGUAUGAAUAAUUCAAGUCUUCCAAAUCCUGUUAUGCGAAUUGCACAGUUUGACCCUACUACACCAGCACUCGAUGAUGAUUUUAACUAUGAGGCACCCUCUGUUGUCCAAAAACUAACUGAACCUACUGUAGAGACCUCAGAGCAGCAAGAGCUUCAGACUACAGAAAAGUGUAAAGAGCAUUCAAAAGAACAGCAACAAACUGAAGAACCUGAUACCAAAACUGACCUUUCCAAUGCAAAGACUCAAGAUGAUUUACCGGUUCAGCAGAAUACAGUUUCUGAAGUCAACAAGAUUGGCAGUUCUGAUAAGAAACCUGAAGAUGUGGAAGAACACCGUGUGGAAAAUGCUGAAGAACAAAGUUCUGCUCGAAGAGAAAGAAAACCUAAGCGUCCAUACACUCCAGUUGAAAACCCUUGCAAAAGGAGGCGCCUUGAUUUGGAGGAGAAAUCUGAAUCCGAGGACAGUGGUAAAUCUGAAGCUGUUCAAAAAGCAGUCAAGAAUCAGGAAGGUUUCAGACCAAGAGAGCUUCGAUCUAAAAUCUCUUCAAAACAAGAAGAAAAGAUGCUUGGAGAGAAAUCUGUAUCAGAGAGCGAAGGUAAAUUUGAACCUGUUAAAAAAGCAGGUGAAAUUCAAGAACAUUUCAGACCAAGAGAGCUUCGAUGCAAAAGCUCUUCAAAACAAGAAGAAAAGGUGCUUGAAGAGAAAUCUGCAUCAGAGGACGAAGGUACAUCUGAACCAGUUAAAAAAGCAGUAAUGGUUCAAGAAGAAAAUUUCAGACCAAGAGAGCUUCGAUGCAAAACCUCUUCAAAACGAGAAGAGAAGAAGCUUGAAGAGGAGAAAGCUGCAUCUGAGGACAAAGGUAAAUCUGAACCUGUUAAAAAAGCAGCCACCAGUCGAGAUGAUUUCAGACCAAGAGAGCUUCGAUGCAAAAGCUCUUCAAAACGAGAAGAGAAGAUGCUCGAAGAGAAAUCUGCAUCCAAGGACAAAGGUAAAUCUGAACCUGUUAAAAAAGCAGGUGAACUUGAAGAAGAUUUCAGACCAAGAGAGCUUCGAUGCAAAACCCAUUCAAAACAAGAGGAAAAGAAAACAAGAAGCCAGACAUCUGAUUUGAACGCUCAAAAUAAACCAACUACGCGAGCAGCCAAAAAAAUAAGCAGCCCUGAGCAUUUGGCAGUAUCUGAACGAGAAAGACGUUCAGCAACCUCAGCAAAAGAGAAGCCAUCGUCUGAUUCAAAGCCUGGGAAAUCUCCAGUAAUAGGUUUAGUUACAAGAUCAAGGAGUCAGCCAAGUCCUGUGACUAAACAAGGUCGCAAACGUGAAACUAGUCCGGUGGAACGCAGAAGGGGGCAGCAGAAAUCAGAAGUACCAGCAAAAAGGACAAAGCGGUAACUUUCUACUCUGGUUCAAUAAAAUUGUUAUAAGCUAUAAUGUACAUUGUAUAUUAUAAAUUAAGUUAUAUUCAUUGAUGUAGUUCUUAUGUAAGGGAACCAUGUAAAGUCAGUAUUGAUAGACUAAAAUGGUCUUCAACUUUUUACUGUACUUAAAAUAUCUGUUGUUUGUGUUGUAAAUGGGAAGUGGUGAGGAAAAUGUUAACAUGCUUUUGCCUGUAAUAACUUUCAAUUUUAAGUACGGACAAAGUUUUCAUUCUAUGAAUGUAUUUUAUUUUUUACCAAAUCCUAUUUAAUUGAGAAAAUUAUGUUUGCUGAUAAUGAGCACCCAAGGAAAGCAACUACGAGCAAUAUAAUACUGUACAUUAUUAUCUGUUUCUUCUUGUUAAUGUUCCAUUUGUUAAGACCUUGGAGUGGAUGACCAAAAUAUUUUGUACUCAACGAGUAAAAAAAAGUAUAAUCAAA